UAUCGAAGUUGAAUGCCAAGAGUGAUGCUGAAGAAGAACGCGAAAGAGCUAAGAAGGAAGAAGAUGAGCGAAAGGCGAGGGAGAAGGAAGAAGAGAGCCGGAGGGCAAAAGAAAAAAGCGAACGAGAAGAGUUUCAGAGGAAGUUAGGUGAAGAGAUGAACACAAAAAUUGACAGGAUCUAUGAGACGAUGAAUGUGAAGAAGAAGCAAGGCGAGCCAGAUGAAACGGAGCGACUGAAGGCGGAAAUUGAGAAGCUGCGGCUGAUGAUGAUGAAUCAGGGGACGGUCGUGGGACCCCCAGCUACAGUUGAAACCACUGUGAGGCGCCUGUCGGAAGAGGAGAGGUUGCGAAGAAGUAAGGAAGAUGCCGACAAAAGGAUAGCGUCCUUGGAAGAGGAAGUUUCUCUACUGCGACGACUGAAUGACAACGCUACCAGGGAGGCUGAAGUUUGGAGACAAGAAGCUCAUAGACCAGGCAACAAGGGGGGGAGUAUCGCAAUUGAAGAAACUCCUGCUACUCAUUCGAGGAUCAGGCCUCGGUGUACGCUUGUCAAAAGUCAAACCUCAGCUCGGAUAACGAUGGCAGAAGCGCACGCUAGAGAGGUGCAGGCGCUGAAGGAACUACGUGGCAAGGACCUCAAUGACAAGAGGGUGGCGGAACAAGAAGUCGAAAUGUUGAAGGAAAAGUUGGCACAACUGGAAAUGGAGAGACAACAACAGCUGAUCAACGGAACCAAUCUAAAAAGCAAAUUGGAUGAGGCGGUUGGACUAUCGGCAAGGGCAACUCCGGGAAGCAAACAAGGAACAGUGUCGGCAGCCAAAGCAACCAAGAUAGUCGACAAGGAUGGCUUCAUUGCAGAUUGCGGAAAACAAUUGAAAGGCAUGAAGAAGGAAGGGGUAAUGGCUAUAUGUAUGCAGGAAGGUGUGACCUACUCGACAUUAGAGAAGACCAAAGAGGAUAUUGUCACACGCAGAGUGGCCAAGGCAUUUGGCAAACAACAGGUGAGUGUUCCUACGGAUGCUAUUAUCAUUGAGGAGACCUCGGAAGAUACUCGAACUAGUAGUGCUGAUCUUGCGCAAGCCAACGGUGAUGAGGAGGUGUCUUAGGGUUUGACUCGAGCGUAGCUUACCUAUGGCAGCUGGCCAGAAGCUGUGCAACGAAAUGAUCUCUCUCCUGUGAUCUGCUCCGUAGUAAGCUAUUUAAUC
This is a messenger RNA of Chara braunii, 1205 nucleotides long. The record is from the annotation of a GenBank genome assembly. Lineage: Eukaryota; Viridiplantae; Streptophyta; Charophyceae; Charales; Characeae.